AUGGUAGAGUAUUCAGCGGAUGAUAUUGCAGCAGCCAAGAUUCUGCAGUACUUGGCGUACAUGUACACAAUGCAGGCGACAUUCUGGAUCUAUGAUUAUGCUUGUUCACUUCACGAAGAGUGGACAUUCCUGCUUCGGUCGCGCUGGAGCAAAGUGAAAGCCCUCUAUGUCAUUACCCGGUAUCUCCCCUUUUGUCUCGUCACCAUAUACCUAUAUGUGAAUUUCGCUCCAAACGAGAAUUCCAAUAAAUGUCGAACGGUGAUCAAUAUUUUCUCAUGUUUAAGUCAGAUAACAGUCAUUUGCUCUGAAUACUUUUUCGUGCUCAGAACCCGUGCGAUCUGGAACAACAACAAGAUAGUAUUCGUAGGCAUGCUGUCUGUCGCUUUUGCUAUGAUCAUAACAUCCGUCAGCAUUCGUUUUACCACUAUUUCCACCUCAUAUGUUACGACUAGCGCGAUCCCAGGCAUCCUAGGCUGCCACUGGAGCUCGAACAGCAUCCGAUACUUCCUUUCCUAUAUUCUCUUGUUUGUGUUUCAAUUGGGACUGGUCUCCCUAACCCUGAUACGUGCCAUACAGAGCUGGCGGUCGGCCAAGGGCCAUAUGUACGCUGUCCUGGUGAAGCAUAACAUAUUCUACUAUGCAUGUGGUCUCUUACUUUCGGCCAUUAACGCCCUCAUGCCAGUGCUAUUUUCCAGUUCCCCAUACUGUAACGUCCUUGAAGAUAUACAGGUCUUUAUCCUUGCGAUCCUCACCACGCGCAUGCACCUCCAUCUCUGGCAUAUCGACCGGGACAUGCACAACUCUGAAGCCCUCAUGUACAUUUCUAUGUCCGACAUGUCAACUGCAGACCAUACGGUGUGACGCCUUAUCGUGUUGCUUAUUCGUCGAUGUUGGUGGGGUGAGGCUUGGGCUACAAGAUGACUGGUCGGGGUGGCUUGGUGGGGUCUGGGAUGCGCUUAACAGAACGUGUCUGAAUACUGGUACACAUACGAUGUUACAAGGCUCUCAUUGAUAAUUAUUUAUCGGGUGCGGAGAAUUGUUGGAAGACGAGGUGACGGGUAGGGAGCUUGUUAUUCCUCAGGAAAACGAUCCUCAAGAUAAUCAACACCUCCCAGAGCGAGAAAGAGCCAAAUGCCCAAACAUGUUAAUCUUAAUGGAAAAGCCAGAUACAAAAAACACAAACGCACCGGAUACGCCACGAACCGC
This is a messenger RNA of Suillus clintonianus, 1206 nucleotides long. RefSeq lists its product as uncharacterized. Bases 1 to 861 code for a protein of 286 amino acids. NCBI's taxonomy places the organism in Eukaryota, Fungi, Basidiomycota, Agaricomycetes, Boletales, Suillaceae. The record is from RefSeq and is a predicted model, not a curated record. The transcript is spliced from 15 exons.